AUGUCGAUGUCGAAGAACGUGUCAUGUAGCAAUUUUUACCACGCAUGUCGAAAUGGAAACAUUGAAAAAGUUCGGUCGGGUCUUGGCACACUCACACUUGCUGAGAUUAAUCGUUUAGAACCGAACGGCAGUACGGCAUUACAUGCAGCCACUUACUAUGGCCACACCGAGAUUGUUUGCCUAUUAUUAUCACAUCAUGCUAGUCAGACAAUAAUUAAUCGUUACAAGUUGACACCGUAUCAAGAAGCUUUUAAAGACGAAAUCAAACAAUUAUUUCGCUGUCCGUCAUCCAAUCGUUUUCUCAGUAAUGUCAGUGAAGCUGCUGAUUGUGACUGGGUGUUUGCUACGGAAGAUAUAAUAAAAAAAUCCAGGAAAUAUCGUCAAAAGUUAGUUCAGAUGAGUCAUAAUUAUGUAUAUUCAAUUGAAGUAAUAAUCAAGACUUACCUUCAAAAUUUUGUCCUAACACCUGCUAUUGCCACGGUCUUAACGUACUUCCGUCUGGCGAUUAUUCAGGAUGAUCCGACAUACAUUGUUCGUGCGUACACAGUCGAAUCAGAAUUUUAUACACGUUUCAAUAGAGAUUUAGCAAGCACAACGGAAAAUAUUCUUAACAUUAAGAUUGUUUCAUUUGACGCUUGUUUUCUGCAUUAUUCGAAAGAACAUGGUAGAAUCGCGGGUAUUCUUGCACGUCAUCCAAAAUUCAGAUACACGUUCACAGGCAUCGUUUAUCGAGGAAUGCAAUGUUCUGAACAAGACCUAAGAAACUAUGUGGUGGACAAACGUGUAAUGACAAAAACAUUCAUGUCUACUUCUCAGUUGGAAAAUAUUGUAUAUGAUUUUGCUUUUCGGGGUGAAGCAAUACCCGUCAUAUGUAAAUACGAAAUAAUCAAUAAGGGAACAGCAAUGAACAUCGAGACAAUGUCAGAUCAUUCAUCCGAACAAGAAGUACUCAUCAUACCUUAUACGGUAUUUACAAUAACAAAAUUUGCGCGGAAAACACACAUAGAUGGAAAACAGAUGAUCGAAAUUGAAUUACGUGAAUGUGAAAACGAACAUAACGACAAUAUAUGUGCUAUAUUAUAA
Didymodactylos carnosus is the source of this 1083-nucleotide messenger RNA. Lineage: Eukaryota; Metazoa; Rotifera; Eurotatoria; Philodinida; Philodinidae. The record is from the annotation of a GenBank genome assembly.